Molecule: messenger RNA, 3039 nt
Organism: Euleptes europaea (tarantolino)
Lineage: Eukaryota; Metazoa; Chordata; Lepidosauria; Squamata; Sphaerodactylidae
Product: zinc finger protein 271-like
Exons: 6
Coding region: 1-3039 (1012 amino acids)
Biological process (GO): regulation of transcription by RNA polymerase II
Molecular function (GO): DNA-binding transcription factor activity, RNA polymerase II-specific; RNA polymerase II cis-regulatory region sequence-specific DNA binding
Source: RefSeq, a predicted model, not a curated record
AUGAAGGAGAUCUUCGUAAACCACCACAUCAACCUUCCAAAGAACUGGUUGAAAAAGAUCUUACUGAAGAAGAAAAGGCAGAAGAAGCAACAGGAGGAACAAAAUCAUCAUCGGAUGAAGAAGUUGGCUGAACUACACAGAAGGGAAAAGAAGUCUUACCAGUCGUUUCUCUUUAUUGCAGCGGCUGAUGCUCCCCCGAAAAAGCCCAAGGGUGAACCACAACACGUCCUAUUUGCUGAAAAGCAGCAGAAAAGAAACGCUGGAACAAAACGGAAGAGGGGGAAGGAAUGCGCUGCUUCUCAGGCUGCUGAAUCCCAGGUGUUUAAUCCACAGUGGAGAAUCCACACAGGGAAGAAGCCUGAUAAGUGCUUGCAGGGUGGAAGCAGCUUUGUUUGGAAGAGAGACCUCCCUGGCCACCAGCGUAUCCACACUGGGGAGAAACCUUAUAAAUGCUUGCAGUGUGGAAAGGGCUUUGCUUCGAGUUCAGACCUUACUGUCCAUCAGCGUAUCCACACUGGGGAGAAACCUUAUAAAUGCUUGCAGUGUGGAAAGAGCUUUACUCAACGUUCAAACCUUACUAUCCAUCAGCGUAUCCACACUGGGGAGAAACCUUAUAAAUGCUUGCAGUGUGGAAUGAGUUUUGCUUAUAAUUCCAUAUUUAUAAUCCAUCAGCGUAUCCACUCUGGGGAGAAACCUUAUAAAUGCUUGGAGUGUGGAAAGGCCUUUGCCUCGAAUUCAGAGCUUAUUGUCCAUCAGCGAAUCCACACUGGGGAGAAACCUUAUAAAUGCUUGCAUUGUGGCAAGAGCUUUGGUCGCAGUUCACAGCUUACUAUCCAUCAGCGUAUCCACACUGGGGAGGAACCUUAUAAAUGCUUGCAUUGUGGAAAGAGCUUUGCUCAGAAUUCAUAUCUUACUGUCCAUCUGCGUAUCCACACUGGGGAGAAACCUUAUAAAUGCUUGCAGUGUGGAAAGGACUUUGCUCAGAGUUCUGAACUUAUUGUCCAUCAGCGUUUCCACACUGGGGAAAAACCUUAUAAAUGCUUGCAGUGUGGAAAGGGCUUUGCUUGGAGUUCAGGACUUAUUGUCCAUCAACGUAUCCACACUGGGGAGAAACCUUAUAAAUGCUUGCAGUGUGGAAAGGGCUUUGCUUCAAGUUCAGGUCUUAUUGUCCAUCAACGUUUCCACACUGGGGAGAAACCUUAUAAAUGCUUGCAGUGUGGAAAGGGCUUUGCUCAGAGUUGUGAUCUUAUUGUCCAUCAGCGUAUCCACUCUGGGGAGAAACCUUAUAAAUUCUUGCAGUGUGAAAAGGACUUUGCUUCAAGUUCAAAACUUGCUAACCAUCAACGUUUCCACACUGGGGAAAAACCUUAUAAAUGCUUGCAGUGUGGAAAGAGUUUUACUCAGCGUUCAACUCUUACUGUCCAUCACUGUAUCCACACCGGGGAGAAACCUUAUAAAUGCUUGCAGUGUGGAAAGGGCUUUGCUUGGAGUUCAAGUCUUACUGUCCAUCAACGUUUCCACACUGGGGAGCAACCUUAUAAAUGUUUGCAGUGUGCAAAGAGUUUUGCUCAGCGUUCAACUCUUACUGUCCAUCACUGUAUCCACACUGGGGAGCAACCUUAUAAAUGCUUGCAGUGUGGAAAGGGCUUUACUCGGAGUUCACACCUUACUCUCCAUCAGCGUAUCCACACUGGGGAGAAACCUUAUAAAUGCUUGCAGUGUGCAAAGGGCUUUGCUUCGAGUUCAAGUCUUAUUGUCCAUCAACGUAUCCACACUGGGGAGAAACCUUAUAAAUGCUUGCAGUGUGGAAAGGGCUUUGCUUCGAGUUCAAAACUUACUCUCCAUAAGCGUAUCCACACUGGGGAGAAACCUUAUAAAUGCUUUCAGUGCGGAAAGGGCUUUGCUUCGAGUUCACACCUUACUCUCCAUCAGCGUAUCCACUCUGGGGAGAAACCUUAUAAAUGUUUGCAGUGUGGAAAGGGCUUUGCUUCGAAUUCAAAUCUUACUGUCCAUCAGCGUAUCCACACUGGGGAGAAACCUUAUAAAUGUUUGCAGUGUGGAAAGGGCUUUGCUUCGAGUUCAGACCUUACUGUCCAUCACCGUAUCCACACUGGGGAGGAACCUUAUAAAUGCUUGCAGUGUGGAAAGGGCUUUGCUUUGAGUUCAGACCUUACUGUCCAUCACCGUAUCCACACUGGGAAGAAACCUUAUAAAUACUUGCAGUGUGGAAAGGGCUUUGCUUCGAGUUCAAGUCUUACUGUCCAUCAACACUUCCACACUGGGGAAAAACCUUAUAAAUGCUUGCAGUGUGGAAAUUGCUUUGCUUCGAGUUCACAACUUACUAGAGACCUCCCUGGCCACCAGCAAAUCCACACUGGGGAGAAACCUUAUAAAUGCUUGCAGUGUGGAAAGGACUUUGCUUCAAGUUCAAAUCUUACUGUCCAUCAGCGUAUCCACACUGGGGAGAAACCUUAUAAAUGCUUGCAGUGUGGAAAGAGCUUUGCUCAAUGUUCAAACCUUACUAACCAUCAGCGUAUCCACAUUGGGGAGAAACCUUAUAAAUGCUUGCAGUGUGGAAAGAACUUUGCUCAAAAUUCAGAGCUCACAUUCCAUCAGCGUAUCCACUCUGGGGAGAAACCUUAUAAAUGCUUGCAGUGCGGAAAGAGCUUUGCUCAAAGUUCUUAUCUUCCUGUCCAUCAGCGUAUCCACACUGGGGAGAAACCACAUAAAUGCUUGGAGUGUGGAAAGGCCUUUGCCUCGAAUUCAGAGCUCAUUGUCCAUCAGCGUAUCCACACUUGUGGAAAGGGCUUUGCUUCGUUUUCAGAGGUUAUUGUCCAUCAACCUAUCCACACUGCCAAAAGGUUCAAGAUCACAGACAUUGUCAAAGCUGAACAGUUUUUGAGAAGAUACGGAGAUCUUCGUAAACCACCACAUCAACCUUCCAAAGAACUGGUUGAAAAAGAUCUUACUGAAGAAGAAAAGGCAGAAGAAGCAACUGGAGGAACAAAAUCAUCAUCAGAUGAAGAAGAAGUUGGCUGA